This is a messenger RNA of Ipomoea nil (Japanese morning glory), 1377 nucleotides long. RefSeq lists its product as uncharacterized. The transcript has a single exon. The record is from RefSeq and is a predicted model, not a curated record. NCBI's taxonomy places the organism in Eukaryota, Viridiplantae, Streptophyta, Magnoliopsida, Solanales, Convolvulaceae. The coding region runs from base 1 to 1377 and encodes 458 amino acids.
AUGAGCACUCUUCCUUCUAAUUCAAUUGAUGGUGUUCCUGUCUAUACAUCCACUACCUUGGCUGAAAGUUUUGAUCAUAUUCAACACUUUGCGGGUUUACCCUCUACCCUCUACCCUUUACCCACUACCUUUAGAAUUAUAGAAUUUUCCAAACUUCUUGCACCUUCAUCUGCUCCUGUGUCUGAGACAAGCAACUCUGUUUCUCCGAGUCCCACUGAACAUUCUCCUGCUAGAGAAACGAGAAAGUCCAAACGCAAAGGUGUCCCAGAAAAAGUGGCUGUGGAAACUGGUGAUGAUAAUAUUGAAUCUGUUCAACCAGAUAAAAGACGAAGAUCAGCUGAGUCAAUGAAGGGUGAAAGUGACCCACCAGUCCAGCAAGUGUUUAAAACCUUGAGAUCGUCAGUCAAGAAUAAGGCUUCUGCAACUGUUUCAACCACUACUACCAGAAAAAUGAAAGCUACAACAAGGUCAAGAGGAAGGAGUGUCACUCCCGAUGUACAAACUGCUUCUGACAGUCCUGACACCUCCAUUUACAAGCCACAAUUUGUUUCUGCACCAGCUCAAGGCAAGUGGUCUACAAUGGUGAGACGAGAGCUUAUUGUUCAGAGAUCAGUUGAUGAGAAUCAAUUGAAUUCUGUUUGUGAUAUUUUACCCCUGCUGAGUGAGGUUGGCCUACUGAAGACUGUAACAUCCAUUCGUCUUUACUCGAAGCUGUUGACCUAUGAGUUUUACUGCAAUCUGAAUGAAGAAAUUGAGAACUUUACUGGGACGCGGUGCCAGCAGAUUUUCAUUAGAGGGCAGUGGUAUGUGUUCGGCCCAGACAUGAUUAAUGACUACUAUGAUUUGAAGGCAGUCGAAGAAGAAGAAAUUAUAGAUUGGGAUUUGGUUGCAAAGACUCUCACUGGUGGUCAGACUUCAGCUUGGCCUACAGGAGAUCCUGACACCUUGUCAAGCUCGGUGUUUACCUCCAAGUAUGUUAUCCUGCACCGCAUUGCACUGCACAAUUGGCUCCCUUCUGCACACUUUCAUACUGUUGGGAAGCAACUGGCUGCUCUUCUGUUCAUAAUCGGCACCAAGAUGUCAAUUGAUCUGGGAAAAUGGAUCUUCUAUCAUAUUAUCACCCUAAUUCAUCCAAGGGAACAGAAGGUAAGACUUCCUUAUCCUAAUCUCAUCUUUGGAGUUCUGACGUCACAGGGCCUGGUACCAAUGCAAAGUGAGAUUAUUACUCUGUCUCUGUUGUAUACUGUUGAUCCGCGACUAUUGAUCGGCAAACAUAUCCGGGAUGUUACGCCAGUUAAUGCUCCUCCAUCCUCUGAAGCUAACACUACUGUUGAGGAUUCGCCACAUGCUAAAGAUGUGCAGCUUCCCUACGGGUGA